Molecule: messenger RNA, 2239 nt
Organism: Lottia gigantea (owl limpet)
Lineage: Eukaryota; Metazoa; Mollusca; Gastropoda; Lottiidae
Exons: 3
Coding region: 1-2223 (740 amino acids)
Source: RefSeq, a predicted model, not a curated record
AUGUGCACAGGUACAUUGGCAGAUGUCAAAGACAAACGAGAUGACGCACUUACAAGCUUUUUGUUGAUUAAUUUAACCUCGUCCAAGAGCAUCACAAGUAAUGAAUCUUCACAAGUUCCUACGUCUACCGACGCUAACGACCUUGGUCCAACGACAGAGGUAUAUAAUACAGCCGCAAACGUUGACGUUACGACCAACUCUGUUGUUGUUACGGAAACUGGUAGUCAAAAUAUUGUCGGAGAUGCAGCUGCCACAACGCCAUCCAUUGUAGAAACUCAAACAUCAGAUGUUUAUUUCUCAGAUGAAGGAAUAUUAGCCGAUUCCUUGUCACUCAUUCCCACUACCCAAGAGACGUCGCUACUACAGGAUGUGAAUGCUUUACAGCAUCAUCCUUCAGCACAGAUAGACACCCCAAUUCCUCAUCUAGAGACCUACACCCAACCAGAGCCUCCACUCGCUAAGGAUGACCAUAUCUAUCAGUUGUCUUCAGAUGUACAAUACCACCCGUCCGACGUGGCAAGCUCCACAAACACUCCUCAAGAGCCUGUCAUUGAUUUAUUGAAUUCGGGAACAUUUGCGACUGAGCCCCUAGUACAGCACUUUCCAUCCGAUGCCUUACCACCGACAGUUCCACAGUCUAAACCAAAUUUCACUGACGCAUUAACCAUCCCUGAUGACGCCUACAAGCACAACUUGUCAUCACCAGUGAUGUACGACGACGUCUAUGACGACUAUGGAGGAGCUAAUGGUCAAAAUGGUUUCGAAGCCUACGAUGAUCAUCCAAGCGAUGACUACACAGCAAUGGAUCAAGUCCCAGAACCAGAAGAAGCAAACUACGGUCUGGAAGAGUUAAGCGAGUCCGAUCUUGAACAACUGGACGACAAUGAUCUUCAGGAACUGGAAGAGGUUCUUGCUACAGCUGAUGACAAAUAUGAUGAUUUCGAGGAGUCCAAUGUAGCUGGUAAUCCAACUAAUUCUGGAUAUUCUGGAGAAGUCUUGGAUGAUUUUGGAGAAACGACUGCUUCCAAACAUAUUCCUUUCAAGAUACCAAAACACCAGAAUUAUCUUAAGACAUUGGAAAAUCUGAAACAUUUUUCGAAUGGUUUCCAUGGAUACACACAGCAACCAUCUUUUGAUGGAGAAGAAGCGGAAGACGAUGCUGACGACCACAUGAAUAUAUUCAAUACACAAGCUCCAGGUCAGCCCGGAAAACAUCUCUACAACGACAGACUCGUCGCACUCUUGGACAUUUACAAGAAAAACGCCAAUAGAAGACAUUUACAGGCGAAGCAGCGCAGAGGCAAACACCUUAAAUAUGACACCAAGGCUUUGAUGCAGACGUAUGAUGCUUUGAUGCAUAUCAAGCACCGAAAGAUGGGUCGCAAAGGAAAAUAUGUUAAGUCGUAUAAGAGUAAAGGUAACAGAUCAAAGCAAAUCAGGAGACUUCAAAGAAUCAAGAGAUUAAUGGCACUUGCAGCAAAACGAAAAGCAUCGAAAACAAAAACUGGUGGUAAAUCAGGACCUCAAAUAGCAUUAUCAACCAUUGCCAAAGCAGCCCAAUCCGCUGCUAACGACGCACCGAUGCUGUCAUUGAGCAGUCUACAGAAUGGAAUUAAGACCACAUUCCAACAUCCAAAUGAACCCACGAAUCCAAUUAAUGGAGUAAUGAACCAGAUCAACCAAGCAAUGUACUACCACCCAGAUGACCACCUGGCAUCACCGCAAUACCAUCCAGGAGAUGUCGCAUCAGGAUCUUCGGAAUCCACCAACAUACCACCCAAUCCCUUCCAGGCUCGGGAAAAUCAAAGGCAACAAAGACCGCGAUUCAUGGAGUAUGAUGAAAUUGAAUAUGAAGCCCCAGAAAUGGAAACGGAAUCAGAAGUUGAAGGGGAUGAAGCCGAAGAUGACUUCCUAAACAAUCUGUUCGGUGUCGCAACAGGAAAGCGUGGUAGUGGUUCAGGGUAUCAGAAUAAUGCUGCUCUUUAUGGAAAAAUCUUGGCAUCAAUGUUGCAUAUAACAACAAAGUCAUCGUAUAGAUUAUGGUUUUUGGGUAAUAGUACAGACACACAUAUAUAUACGCACGGGUCUUCAAAGUUAAGAACGAACCCAACCAUUGGGCAUUGGCAUCCAAUCCACAACCAGAUCAGGGCCGUCAAAGAUCCUGUGUGCGAAUAUCCAGCUUUGUAUAUAGUUGUAAAUAUGUCAGUUAAUAUGAUAAUGUAAUAAAGGUUGUUAAUAG